Akanthomyces muscarius is the source of this 1275-nucleotide messenger RNA. RefSeq lists its product as uncharacterized. The record is from RefSeq and is a predicted model, not a curated record. NCBI's taxonomy places the organism in Eukaryota, Fungi, Ascomycota, Sordariomycetes, Hypocreales, Cordycipitaceae. Gene Ontology annotation, molecular function: tRNA-specific adenosine-34 deaminase activity. Bases 1 to 1275 code for a protein of 424 amino acids. Gene Ontology annotation, cellular component: cytoplasm; nucleus. The transcript has 2 exons.
AUGAACGGGGACGGAAUGGAUCGAGAUCUCGAGCACAAUGCCUCAGUGGCCGCUGUGCCGGCAUCCCAGUUCACCGCCGGCGUGCUGCCGAACCCCUUGAUUGAUGAUAUCAAAUCACUGCAAACAAAGAGCGGCGUUCUCAUUCCUCUCAAGACCACACAAGAAGUGCGACAAGACCACACAAUUGUCCAGGCGUAUAUCACGCGAAUCCCAACAAAGACUGCUAGCGAGGUCCUUGCUGCACUGCGUCUCAUGCGACCCGGUGGUAGCGCUAAUCCCCUACCCCAUCUCCGAGGAUGCGCGAAGCCUGCGGAUUUGCCGGCCCAUCUAAAGACGCAGUUCAUGAACGAAACCCCAGAGGGCCGGCAGAUACACACAGCAAAAUCAAUGUGGCUUUACGUCAUGUGCUGCGAAGUCUCGGAUGUCGAAGAGGAGGAGGAGCUGAGGGAAACACUAUCCUCUACCGAGGGCCUCAUCGACCAGGAGAUCUGGAUUGCCAAGGUCCCAGUGCCACUCCUGGCCCCGACUUCGCAGAUCCAAGCUGCCAUGUGGUCAUCGCAGUUCUGGCCAACGGUGUAUCGCAAGAAUAACCCCUUGGGACCGCACCCUAGCAUGGUGGCCAGAGGUACUGACGAAGUCAAGGAUGAUGCGACCAUGUGGAUGACGUUGGCUCAACGUGUGGCAGACGAAGCCAGCGGCCAUGGGAUGGGAGAAGCCAUCGGAGCAGUCGUUGUGCAGAGAGAUGAGAAUGGCGCCCAACUUGUUGCCGUGGCAGGUGAUGCGCGCUGGCGCCAGGAUCCCCUGCUGGGAGACGUCGGCAACCCCAUGGCUCACUGUGUCCUCCGUGUUAUCAGCAUGGUCGCGCAGAAGCUUGUUCGUCAUGAAAGGAAAGCAAUGGGCCUGACUCUAGACCUGCCUAUACUCGAGUUUGACGCCUUCCAUGACGGACCAAUUCUCGAUGCCGAGAAGGAGUGCUUCCUACAGGAACACCCGAACAAGGAUGGUUAUUUGUGCCAUGGGCUGGAGCUGUACAUGACGCAUGAGCCUUGCGUGGCAUGUUCAAUGGCUAUCCUUCACGCCAGAAUGGGCAAGGUGGUAUUCUGCAACCACAUGCCACGAACUGGCGGCUUGAGUUCAGACGAUCGUCCUGACGGAGGCGGAAGAGGGUUGGGUCUCUUCUGGAGGCGAGAGCUCAAUUGGAGCUUGCUGGCCUGGGAGCUGGAGCAAGAUGCUAAUUUUGACCUGGUGACUUUGGACCCGACCACUCAUGUUUAG